Aphanomyces invadans is the source of this 1916-nucleotide messenger RNA. RefSeq lists its product as hypothetical. Gene Ontology annotation, cellular component: catalytic step 2 spliceosome. NCBI's taxonomy places the organism in Eukaryota, Oomycota, Saprolegniomycetes, Saprolegniales, Verrucalvaceae. Gene Ontology annotation, molecular function: protein binding. Gene Ontology annotation, biological process: mRNA splicing, via spliceosome. Bases 18 to 938 code for a protein of 306 amino acids. The record is from RefSeq and is a predicted model, not a curated record. The transcript has 8 exons.
UUUUUGAGCAGAAGAGCAUGAAGUUUCAAUGCGCACGAGUCCUGCGCGGCCAUGACGGCCCAGUGUUUGCCGUGCGAUUCAACGAGAAGGGAACGUACUGCAUGAGCUGUGGGAGCGAUCGCACGAUCCGGUUGUGGAAUCCACAUCGGGAAGGCACCGAAGGUACAGGGUCAGCUCUGUUGAUCAAGACGUAUCGUGGGCUACAUGGCUACGAAGUUCGCGAUGUCGCCAUUGAGAAGGACAAUUCCAUGUUUGUUUCAUGCGGCCGGGACAAAGCAGUGUUUCAAUGGGAUGUGUCGUCCGGCAAAACCAUUCGAAAGUUCGAGGGUCAUACGAGCAGUGUCAAUGCGGUGGAGUUCAACGAGGACUGCACCGUCCUUGCGUCGGCAUCUUACGACAGCACCGUUCGUCUCUGGGACGUCAGGGCUCGAAAUUCAUUUGUUCCGAUUCAAACACUCGAUCAUUUCACAGACAGCGUCACGGCCGUCCGCGUGGCGGACCAUCAAAUCAUCGCGAGCUGCGUGGAUGGCUUUGUGCGCACGUACGACCUCCGCGCCGGGCUCGUCACCGAAGACAACCUCCAUCACCCGGUGACGAGUCUCGCCAUGACUUCCGACUUGAACUGUAUCGUCGCGUCCACGACGAAGGGCCGCCUGCGUCUCUUUGAGUCCAAAUCUGGCAUCGAACUCAACUCGUUCCAAGGACACGUCGUUGGAGGCUAUGGUCUCGACUGUGCCUUCUCGCACGACGACGCAAGUGUGCUGAGUGGCUCGGAGGAUGGCCGAGUCGUCAUCUGGGACAUGCUCACGAAGGACUGUCGGCAAUCCUUUCACGCGCACGAUCGCGCUGUACGGACCAUCGCGGCACAUCCCUCCGAAGCCAUGGUGCUCACAGGGUCCGUCGACAGCACUGUGAAAGUAUGGGAGAUGGCAACCUAGCGCAGAAGGGGGAACUGCCACAACGCGCAAACGAGCAAAUUUAGCGGAUCUCGACGACAUCGUCCUAAGAAACCGAUGCACUUGAUGUUCACAACAAUUGUGCGUCGACAGAAGUGCCAAGGCGGAUUGGCUAAGAUAACGUGUAGCGCAACCCUGCGACUGUCAUGAGGAGCUCGUUGGCAGACUUCUUGGACUCCUUCUCGGUCGCGAAGAGCGACGCAUAUACAGGGUUCCGUUCCUUCUCGUGAUUCACGGCGGCCUCGGCCUCGUUCACGGCCUGCAACUUGCUCUUGGCUUUCUGGAUUACGGGAGGCGGUGCAUCGUCCAAGGCCAAUGGCGCAUCCUCUCGUUUCCGCUUCAGUGGUUUCUCCGUUGCGCGAAUGGACUCCAACACGACGGCCGCAUCUUCGUCAGACAGAAGCAAUGGCCACAGUUCCUUGGACGAUUUGAUGGGGAAGCCGCACAUGAGGCAGUCCUUGGGCUUCACUUCCUUCAGUGCCUUUUCAGACAAGACACACCCGCACUUCUUAAGAACAACGAAGCGAUGGGCACCGUUGAACAACUGCAGUGUGAUGGGACAGUGAAAGCGAUAUCGAGUGGCUGCGCGCUUCAUGUUGCUCUUCUCUGACGCGAGCUUGGCCUCGGGAGCGGGGUAAAACUUGCAAGUCACCACAUCCUUCAUGGAACGAAUGUACGAAAACUUCUCGGGCAGCGACCGCUCCAGCAAUUUUUCGAUGAGCCGAUCCUUGUUGAACAGAUUGCCCAACUUGCACGCGACAAUCGGCUCCUGCAGCGGCUCGUCGGUCAAUGCACACAUCGUCGUGCGCUUCUCACGCAGCGCAUCCUGAUCUCCUUUUUCGUCCCGCUGCUUUUGGUGGCCAUGCCGCAUGAACUUGCGCGCCACGGCGAUGACUCCUCCAUCGUUCCCCAUGAGGUCUGGGUUUGAGCAACACCACGUCCCAAUGCAACUACUUCUCG